UGAAAGAGUUCUUAGCCAAAGCCAAAGAAGAUUUCCUUAAAAAAUGGGAAAAUCCCGCUCAGAACACAGCGCACUUGGAUCAGUUUGAAAGAAUCAAGACCCUCGGCACCGGCUCCUUCGGGCGGGUCAUGCUGGUGAAGCACAAGGAGACCGGGAACCACUACGCCAUGAAGAUCCUCGACAAACAGAAGGUGGUGAAACUCAAGCAGAUCGAGCACACCCUGAAUGAAAAGCGGAUCCUACAAGCGGUCAACUUUCCGUUCCUCGUCAGACUCGAGUUCUCCUUCAAGGACAACUCCAACUUGUACAUGGUGAUGGAGUACGUGCCUGGCGGGGAGAUGUUCUCACACCUACGGCGAAUCGGGAGGUUCAGCGAACCCCACGCCCGUUUCUACGCGGCCCAGAUUGUCCUGACCUUCGAGUACCUUCACUCACUCGAUCUCAUCUACCGGGACCUGAAGCCAGAGAACCUCCUCAUCGACCAGCAGGGAUACAUCCAGGUGACGGACUUCGGUUUUGCCAAGCGCGUCAAGGGCCGUACCUGGACCUUGUGUGGAACCCCCGAAUACCUGGCCCCCGAGAUCAUCCUGAGCAAAUAUGAGAUGGCGGCCGGCUACCCCCCCUUCUUCGCCGACCAGCCCAUCCAGAUCUACGAGAAGAUCGUCUCUGGGAAGGUGCGGUUCCCAUCCCACUUCAGCUCCGACCUGAAGGACCUGCUACGGAACCUUCUACAAGUGGAUCUCACCAAGCGCUUUGGGAACCUCAAGAACGGGGUCAAUGACAUCAAGAACCACAAGUGGUUUGCCACGACCGACUGGAUUGCCAUCUACCAGCGGAAGGUGGAAGCUCCCUUCAUACCAAAGUUUAAAGGCCCUGGGGACACAAGUAACUUUGAUGACUAUGAGGAGGAAGAGAUCCGGGUCUCCAUCAAUGAGAAGUGUGGCAAGGAGUUUUCUGAGUUUUAGGGGUGUGCCUGUGCCCGCACGGGUUUUCUUUUCUUUUUUUUUUUUCUUCCUUUUUUUUUUUUUUUUUGAGGGGGUGGGGUGGGAGGGUUGGAUUGAACAGCCAGAGGGCUCCAGAGUUCCUUGCAUCUAAUCUCACCCCCACCCCUACCCUCCAGGGUAGGGGGAGCAGGAAGCCCAGAUAUUUGGAGGGACAGAAACACCAGCUGCUCCCUCUCACCCCCCUUGGCCCUCUUGCCCCCUCCCCUACCAUUUUUCCCUUCCUCCUCCCCAACAGCCCCCCAGCUCAGCCCACUUCUGCCUGUUUUAAAGGAGUUUCUCAGCUCCAGUCAGACCAGGUCUUGCUGGUGUAUACAGGGACAGAGUGUGGAAAGAGGGGCCCUAAUUGAGCUGCAGCCCCCACCCCCCACUCCCGCCAAACCACAGGCUAAGGGGAAAUGGACAAGAAGCCAGCCUUCUUAAAGCAGUCCUGCCUGGGGAAGGACAGAUUUUUAGUGACAUAUUCAGUGGCCUGCUUGCUAGAACUUUCAAAAAAAAAAAAAAUGUAAAAUCUUCUUUAAGUUCCAUCAGUGCCUCCUCUGCCUCCUUCCUUCACCCACGCCCCUCUGUGUCCCACCAUUCCCAAAUUCAUUUUAACAAGGCUGGGAAGCAGAAUGACUUCCUAAAGGAAGGAGCUGGAG
Tupaia belangeri chinensis (Chinese tree shrew) is the source of this 1642-nucleotide messenger RNA. It is a transcript of the gene PRKACA, whose product is annotated as protein kinase cAMP-activated catalytic subunit alpha. Gene Ontology annotation, cellular component: cAMP-dependent protein kinase complex; cytosol; nucleus. Gene Ontology annotation, molecular function: cAMP-dependent protein kinase activity; ATP binding; protein kinase A regulatory subunit binding. Gene Ontology annotation, biological process: protein phosphorylation. The record is from RefSeq and is a predicted model, not a curated record. Lineage: Eukaryota; Metazoa; Chordata; Mammalia; Scandentia; Tupaiidae.